This is a messenger RNA of Ananas comosus (pineapple), 2356 nucleotides long. Its product is annotated as rust resistance kinase Lr10-like. Gene Ontology annotation, biological process: protein phosphorylation. The transcript is spliced from 3 exons. Gene Ontology annotation, molecular function: ATP binding; polysaccharide binding; protein kinase activity. The coding region runs from base 98 to 2116 and encodes 672 amino acids. The record is from RefSeq and is a predicted model, not a curated record. Lineage: Eukaryota; Viridiplantae; Streptophyta; Magnoliopsida; Poales; Bromeliaceae.
UCGCAUUAGACUUUGAAAGUGAGAGGAGCCCAAACUAUUCCUUCUCAUAAGAAGGUCCUAUCCUCUCUCCUAUGUCCUCUAUUUUGAUGUAGCAAACAUGGCUGAGAGGUCUACAUUGCAUGUAUUUUUAGGAUUACACUACAUAAUAUUGUGUGUAAUUCUCCUCCCAUCUACUGUUGGAUUGGCCUCAACAGGCCUCGGGGCCGCGGGCUGUUCUCCCUCCUCCUGCGGACAGCUCCGCGACAUUCACUACCCUUUCCGUCUGAGCACCGAUCCGCCUCGAUGCGGAUAUCCUCAUGGUGUUCUUCUUUGCGAGGAUAACCGAGCUAUUCUUGAUCUCGGCUCGGAGAAGUUUUUCGUCACCAGCAUUCAAUACGAUAUGCACGCAAUCACGGUGAUGCGCCUGGGCUCCGUGAACGGAAGUUGCACUCCUCCUUUCACAUCUCUUACGUUCGGAUCGCCUGACGUCGACAACGACAUAACCUACGGACGUUAUUACGGGAACUCGGCAUGUUUCAUGAACUGCACGAGGCCGGCGCACUACGACUUGUACUGGCCGGUCCCGUGCAUGACCCGGAACAACUCGUUCGUCUAUGUAGUAAUCAGUGAAUAUUCCGAUUGCGACCUCGUGAUGAGUGUUGAGCCGUCUUGCGGAUUUCUAGCUGAGGCGCCUCUUGCCCCCGGAGUUACUAUGAAUUCGACUGCAGAUAUUUUCGAGCUCUUGCAGGCGUUCUGGCUUUCAUGGGAGAUCCCAGAGUUGCAUGAUCAACAUUCCUUUCAUAUAACCCCUACAUGCUUGAAUGAAUCUUUAAGCAUAAUUUCUAGUCGGAUCAAAAGCAAUGGCAUUCUCUCUGCAAUACCCUCGCUCGUCGAAAGCGAGAUGCAUUUCUUGGCCUGCUUUAAAUAUUAUUCCAAUCGAGGUGGCUCCCGUAAAGCUGAGCUCGUCAUCGCCUUAAUACAAAUUGCGCAGUCGUUAAUCGCUAUGGCCAUAUUAUGCAGGUUCCUGUUUGCACCAUUGUCCAUUUUACUUUUCCUUGCUUACAAACUAUGGAGCAGUCGCGCAUCCCUCGACAUCAUAGAGAAGUUUCUCAGAAACCAGCAAAAGCUCUCUCCGUCAAGAUAUUCCUACACCGAUAUCAUUGCGAUCACAGGCCACUUCAGAGAGAAGCUAGGACAAGGAGGUUUUGGAUCCGUCUUCAAAGGUACAUUUCUAAGUGGCCAACAUGUUGCCAUCAAGAUGCUCGGGAACCCCAAGUUCAAUGGAGAAGAAUUCAUCAAUGAGGUCGCGACUAUUGGUCGGAUUCACCAUGUGAAUAUAGUGCGGCUUGUUGGGUUCUGCUCGGAUGGGUCGAAGAGAGCUCUCGUCUACGAGUACAUGCCUAAUGGAUCACUCGACAAGUAUAUCUUCUCGGAAAGAGGAACUAGUAAUAGGCCCUUUUCGUGGGAGAAGCUCAAUGAAAUAGCAUUGGGCGUGGCUCGAGGGAUCGAUUACCUACACCGCGGAUGUGAUAUGCAAAUACUACACUUUGACAUCAAGCCCCACAACAUCCUCCUAGACCGUAACUUUGAUCCAAAGAUUUCAGAUUUUGGGCUCGCAAAGUUGUAUCCUAAGGACUAUAGUUUAGUUUCUCUUAGUGUCACAAGAGGAACCAUUGGAUAUAUUGCUCCGGAAUUGGUAUCGCGAAAUUUUGGGAUUGUAUCUGACAAAUCUGAUGUCUAUAGUUUUGGAAUGCUAUUAUUGGAAAUGGCGGGAGGUAGAAGGAAUGUGGACCGAAUGAUGGAAAAUACAAGCCAAGUAUACUACCCUUCUUGGAUCUACGACCGGCUUUUGCAAGGCGAGGAGCUUGAAAUAUGCAACUGUAGUGAGAUUCAUGAAGUAGAACGGAAACUUUGUAAAGUAGGAUUGUGGUGCAUUCAGAUGAAAUCAUCGAAUCGUCCGUCCAUGGACAAAGUUGUAGAGAUGUUGGAAGGGGACGUAGAUAGCCUACAAAUGCCUCUAAGGCCCUUCUUUUCCUCUUCACCGCCGAAUUCGGUUAUGCUCCCUUCUAUGAACUCCACUUUCUUUCAAUCACCAACUAUCACUGAGCAGGAAGAACUUUCAAGCCUGGAUGAAUAAAUUUAUGGAUGAGUAGCUUAUUAGUGCAGUGAUUCAAUGCUAAGCUUGUCACAUUUCUUCUUAGCAAAUUCAAUUGCAUGUUUCCACGCAAGAACCAAACUGUGUUCAAUAUUAUUUUUCAAAGGAUAUGAUAGCUAAUAAUUAGUAUAAUUGAUAUAAUUGAUUUGUGUGUAUGACAAUCUUUAACAGUAUUCUUGUACUUUUAAACAUGAUUUCUAAUAAGAAAGAGAGAAGUGAGUG